UCCGGAGACGAUGGAAAACCAGACGGCGGCAGCCAACGCCAGCCAGGAGUGCAGCCUCCGGGCCGACUUCCAGUAUUUCCUCUUCCCCACCAUCUACAUUCCUGUUUUUGUGCUGGGCUUGCUGGAAAACGGGGCCGCCCUCUACCUGCUGACCUGCCGGAUCUCACACCCACCUCGCUCCUACGUCUACCUGCUCAGCCUGGCCACGGUGGACACCUUGUUCGUCUGCGUCCUGCCCUUCAGGAUCCACUACCACCUCCACCGCAACCACUGGGUCUUCGGGGACGUGGCCUGCCGCGUGACGGGCUUCAUGUACUUCCUCAACCUUUACCUCAGCGUGGCCUUCUUCACCGCCAUCUGCGUCGACCGGUACAUAGCCGUCUUGCACCCCUUGGCGUACGUGCGGAUCAAGAGCGGCCACUACACUCUGAUCGCUAUCGUCCUCUGGGCGGUGGGGCUGACGGCCGGCGGCUCUCUGAUCCUGGGAGGCCCUCUGGGCGCCAACGUCAGCGACGCCCAGGUAUGCUUCGAGAGCUUUGGGGAAGCUUCCUGGAAGGGGCGCAUGCUGCCCUACAACAUUUUUGUGCUGAUCUUCGGGUUCCUCGUCCCCUUCGUGGUGAUCUUGAUCAGCUACCCUCUGAUCGCCCAGCGAAUUUCCCACACCUCAGAGAGCGCCUUGAAAAGGAAGGCUCUGAAUACCAUCUACCUCAUCCUCUUCAUCUGCGUCUCCUGCUUCCUCCCCUUCCACCUCACCCACCUCCUCCACCUCCUGAUGCGCGUCGGCCUCAUCCGGAACUGCCCCACGGCCACCGCCAUCUACCAGCUCCGCCGGGUCACCUUAGCCCUGGUUAGCUUCAACUGCUGCCUGAACCCUGUCUUGUAUUACUACACCUUGGCCAACAAGCGGUGGCCCUGCCAGCUGCGUUGGCAACGACGGACUUUCAAAGUCUACAGCAGGAGACGCCCCAACCAGAGCGAUGUGUUAAACUCGGCUGCCAAUGAGGCGAUGUCGAUGAACCCAAGGAAGUUCUCUGCAGGUGUCACGUGGGAAAAAGUUGAAUUUCACGUGUCGGUUUAGGUCAGAGGUUGGCAACCUGUGGCUCUUCCAUCUCUCUGCUGCGGCUCCCUGUCGCCAGUCGCUUCCACAAUU
This is a messenger RNA of Thamnophis elegans (Western terrestrial garter snake), 1150 nucleotides long. RefSeq names its product lysophosphatidic acid receptor 6-like. The transcript has a single exon. Bases 11 to 1078 code for a protein of 355 amino acids. NCBI's taxonomy places the organism in Eukaryota, Metazoa, Chordata, Lepidosauria, Squamata, Natricidae. Gene Ontology annotation, cellular component: membrane. Gene Ontology annotation, biological process: G protein-coupled receptor signaling pathway. The record is from RefSeq and is a predicted model, not a curated record. Gene Ontology annotation, molecular function: G protein-coupled receptor activity; oxysterol binding.